AUGGCUGUCCGGCAUACAGAUACUGGUAAGUCUAUCAAAGAUGAAAUUACCAAAGAAAUCUGUGAUGCUAAAAUUGAAGUCAUGGCUUUAGACCUUAGCUCAAUGGCUUCAGUAAGGAAAUUCGCAGCAGAAUAUAAGGCCACUGGACAGCCCCUUAACAUUCUUAUAAACAAUGCUGGAGUCUGGUCUUCCAAAUUUACGCUUUCAAAGGAUGGCAUUGAACUUGAUUUCGCCGGCAAUCAUUUAGGACAUUUUCUUUUGACAAAUCUACUGCCUGAUGAGGAAAGAGUGCCAAUUACCGUUAACUCGCUUCAUCCAGGAAACAUUGCUACAAACCUAAUGCGCGAAAAUCGCUUGCUCAUGGGCAUAGGUAAACUGUUUCUUGGACUGUUCUUGAAGAGUAUUCAACAGGGGGCCACAACUACGUGCUAUGUGGCAUUGCAUCCACAAGUGAAGGGAAUAAGCGGAGAGUACUUUGCAGAUUGCAACUUAUCCAUAGCAAGUGAUCUAGCACUAAACAUAGAAUUGGCCCAAGAAGUUGUGGAAUUUCAGCCUCAACUUGACUACUCCCAAAUUCUAGAAUGGCGAGAAUCUUGUGCUUCGGUGAACUGUUUCGGCUUCAAUGGAAUCCCAAGAAUGGAAUAA
This is a messenger RNA of Oldenlandia corymbosa var. corymbosa, 645 nucleotides long. The record is from the annotation of a GenBank genome assembly. NCBI's taxonomy places the organism in Eukaryota, Viridiplantae, Streptophyta, Magnoliopsida, Gentianales, Rubiaceae.